AAGAGGUGUGGAGGGAAACGUGGAUCCGGCUCACACACACUCCUUCACUCGUGUGUGGACACAACAGCACUGCUUCUGUCUUUCGUCCCUCUGCCCUCUUGCCGCCCCGCGCAUUCGGUGGGAGGGCGGCAGCGGACAAACACGCCGCCAUCGCCACCCUGCAUCGCGUCCGUCACUCGGCGUUGUGCACUGUGCCUCUGCCUGCUCCGCCUGCUUGGCUCCGCCCCACUCGGCGGCUUUAUCUUCGUCCUGGCGCGUCCCCGCACUGUGAGGCGUUGCGCCGCGCACCCCCCAGCGAGUUAAUUAUAAGCGCACGCCCCGCCGCCGGCCCCGCCUCCCCCCACACGCAGCGGGGCGGGGAGUCCCGUCGGCGGGAGCGCGAGUAA
Trypanosoma grayi is the source of this 386-nucleotide messenger RNA. RefSeq lists its product as hypothetical. The annotation marks the transcript as partial. The transcript has a single exon. The record is from RefSeq and is a predicted model, not a curated record. Lineage: Eukaryota; Euglenozoa; Kinetoplastea; Trypanosomatida; Trypanosomatidae.